AUGCUGGGGAAAAACAUCACUCUGGUCAGUGAAUUCAUCUUGGUGGGCUUCCCCACUGCCCCAUGGCUACAAGUCCUGCUCUUCUUCCUCUUCCUUGUGGUCUACUUGCUGGUGAUAAUAGAGAAUCUUAUCAUCAUGCUCACUGUUUGGAUCACUGGCUCCCUCCAUAAGCCCAUGUACUAUUUCCUGAGUAGCUUGUCCUUUCUGGAGGUCUGGUAUGUCUCUGUCACAGUCCCCAAGAUGCUGGAUGGAUUCCUUUUGCAGAAACGGCGCAUCUCCUUCACAGGUUGCAUGACCCAGCUCUACUUCUUUAUCUCGCUCGCCUGCACAGAGUGUGUGCUUCUGGCAACCAUGGCCUAUGACCGCUAUGUGGCCAUUUGCCACCCUCUCCAAUACCCAGUCAUUAUGACCACAGGUUGUUGUGUACAGCUGGUGGCGUUCUCCUAUGUAAGUGGUUUCAUGGUCUCUGUCAUCAAAGUUUAUUUCAUUUCACAUGUUGCCUUUUGUGGUUCUAAUGUCAUGAACCACUUUUUCUGUGAUAUCUCACCAAUCCUUAAGCUGGCUUGCAAAGACAUGUCCACAGCUGAGCUAGUGGACUUUGCUUUGGCUAUUGUCAUUCUUGUCUUCCCACUCAUCACCACUGUCCUUUCCUAUGUAUACAUUGUCUCCACCAUUCUGCGGAUACCCUCCACCCAGGGAAGGAAGAAAGCCUUUUCCACCUGUGCAUCCCACCUCACUGUGGUCAUAAUUUAUUAUACAGCCAUGAUUUUUAUGUAUGUUCGGCCCAGAGCUAUUGCAUCAUUUAAUUCCAACAAACUAAUCUCAGCUGUGUACGCAGUCCUCACACCCAUGCUAAAUCCCUUCAUCUACUGCCUUAGAAACCAGGAAGUAAAAAAUGCUGUCAAAAAGACCAUGGGGGUUGGGCAGUGCCUCCUGCUUAGCUAA
This is a messenger RNA of Lynx canadensis (Canada lynx), 945 nucleotides long. RefSeq names its product olfactory receptor 6-like. Bases 1 to 945 code for a protein of 314 amino acids. The transcript has a single exon. The record is from RefSeq and is a predicted model, not a curated record. Gene Ontology annotation, molecular function: olfactory receptor activity; G protein-coupled receptor activity. Gene Ontology annotation, biological process: G protein-coupled receptor signaling pathway. Lineage: Eukaryota; Metazoa; Chordata; Mammalia; Carnivora; Felidae. Gene Ontology annotation, cellular component: membrane.